Apis dorsata (giant honeybee) is the source of this 1220-nucleotide messenger RNA. RefSeq names its product probable cytosolic iron-sulfur protein assembly protein Ciao1. Gene Ontology annotation, cellular component: cytosolic [4Fe-4S] assembly targeting complex. Gene Ontology annotation, molecular function: protein binding. Gene Ontology annotation, biological process: iron-sulfur cluster assembly. Bases 163 to 1167 code for a protein of 334 amino acids. The record is from RefSeq and is a predicted model, not a curated record. The transcript has 3 exons. NCBI's taxonomy places the organism in Eukaryota, Metazoa, Arthropoda, Insecta, Hymenoptera, Apidae.
CAUGGUUAUAUCAUGCACAUGAUAUUUGAACUUAUUAUGUUUUUAAUAUUGCGUGCAUAUGUAUAUUAUUAAGCUAUAAAGUACAUGAAAGUAAUAAAUCUUGUUAAUAAUUCAUUCUCUUAUAUGCAAAUUUAAUAAAUUUUCAAAACUUAUAUCGUAAAAAUGGGGACAUUGGAAUUAAAACAAACUUUGAGUGGUCAUAGGGGAAGGGUAUGGAAUAUUUGCUGGCAUCCAAAGGGUAGUUAUCUUGCAUCUUGUGGUGAAGAUAAAACAAUUAUAAUAUGGGGACCACAAGAUCCUAAAUGGGUUGUAAAAACUAUUCUUAUUGAGGGUCAUACUAGAACUAUUAGAGAAGUUGCAUGGUCUCCUUGUGGAAAUUAUAUAGCUUCUGCUAGUUUUGAUGCAACAACUGCAAUAUGGGAUAAAAAAACAGGACAAUUUGAGUGUAAUGCAACUUUAGAAGGACACGAGAAUGAAGUGAAAAGUGUUAGUUGGUCUUGUAGUGGACAUUUGUUAGCUACAUGUAGUCGUGAUAAAUCUGUCUGGAUAUGGGAGGUUAAUGAUGAUGAAUAUGAAUGUGCUGCUGUUAUUAAUGCUCAUACUCAAGAUGUCAAGAAGGUAAGAUGGCAUCCUAAUGAAGAAAUUGUAGCAUCUGCUAGUUAUGAUAAUACAGUAAAAAUAUUCAAAGAAGAUAUAGUGGAUAAUGAUUGGUCAUGUGUAGCAACAUUAUCAUCUCAUACAUCAACAGUUUGGAGUCUUGCAUGGGAUAAACAGAGUAAUCGAAUUGCAACUUGUAGUGAUGAUCAAACAGUGAAAAUAUGGCAAGAAUAUAAGCCUGGUAAUGCACCAGGGAUUAUUACAACAAAUAAUGAGUCUGUUUGGAAAUGUGUGUGUACAAUAACUGGUUAUCAUACAAGGACAAUUUAUGACAUUGAUUGGUGUAAAAUAACUGGUUUAUUAGUGACUGCAUGUGGUGAUGACAUUAUUAGAAUAUUUAAAGAAGAUAGUGAUUCUGAUCCUCAUCAACCAACUUUUACAAUGACUUGUUCUAUGGAUAUUGCUCAUACUCAAGAUGUAAAUUCUGUACAAUGGAAUCCCAUUAUUCCUGGACAACUUGCAUCAGCUAGUGAUGAUGGUUUAGUGAAAAUUUGGUUUUAUAAUGAAUAAUUGUUAUUUUAUAUAAUUGUAUUCUUCAAUAAUAAACAAUAAUAAAUUAUUUA